CUCGGCAUGUUGACAGGAUCCGUUUGAAAAGCUUGAAGGAGAAGGUAAAGCUCGGUUAUGGUGCCCAGUUUGCGCUUCGAAACGUCGAAAACUCAACACCGCUGGCGUGAAUUAUGACUCUGACGGCCGUCGUCAAGCAAAGAUGCAAUGGAGGUCAAUAGUAGUGGGUCUUCUUGUGCUACGGCUGGCCCUGAACUGCAUCAUAUGGCUGGCGUUUGGACUCGGACCCAGCUGGGGCUUUCACUUCCCGCUGCAGUUCAGCUUCAACCUGCACAAACACACAGAGCCUCCGGCAGACGGCGAGCAGAGCAGCAGCUGGUCACAGCGUGUGUACGCGAACAGGGAACAUCCGGUUGGAACCUGCUCCAAGAUCAGCGAGAACACGCCGAAGGAGUCUUACCUGAGCUUCUUUAAGGCCAGCAGAGACGAGUACGACAGGAAGUACGGCUCGUUUCCAGACGCCCUCAAGAUUAAAAUGAAGGGGAUGGCCAGGGACAUGUUCUACUUCGGCUAUGACAACUACAUGAAAUACGCCUUUCCUGAAGACGAGCUGAACCCCAUCGACUGUGAGGGCAGAGGACCAGACGUCCUAAACCCGUCAAACAUCAACAUCAAUGACGUGCUUGGCAACUACUCCCUGACACUGAUUGACACUCUUGAUACUCUCUUGGUGCUUGGGAAUGUGUCUGAGUUUCAUCGUGCUGUCAAACUGGUUAUCGACACUGUCAGCUUUGACAAGGAUUCCACAGUGCAGGUGUUUGAGGCCAACAUCAGAAUCCUUGGCAGUCUGAUCUCGGCUCACAUUCUUCUGACCGAUCCGCGGCACCCGUUCGGAGAUGUGGGGCUGGAAGAUUAUGACAAUGAGCUGCUCCAUUUGGCUCAUGACCUUGCUGUGCGGCUGCUACCUGCCUUCGAGAACACCAGCACUGGCAUCCCCUACCCCAGGGUGAAUCUGAAAAGCGGUGUGCCUCCUGACAGCAUAAAUGAGACAUGCACAGCAGGUGCAGGCUCUCUUCUGGUUGAGUUUGGCAUUCUAAGCCGUCUGCUUGGCGACUCCACAUUUGAGUGGGUGGCAAGGAGGGCUGUCCGAGCUCUCUGGAACCUGAGGAGCAACCACACAGGGCUGCUAGGGAAUGUGGUGAACAUCCAGACAGGCCAAUGGGUUGGGAAGCAAAGCGGCCUGGGUGCAGGCAUGGAUUCUUUCUAUGAAUACCUUCUGAAGUCUUACAUCCUCUUUGGAGAAAAAGAAGACUACAAGAUGUUCAUGGCUGCUUAUGAGAGCAUUCAAAGCCACCUGAGGAGAGGGAGAGAAGCUUGCAAUGAAGGGGAAGGUGACCCUCCUCUUUAUGUAAAUGUGAACAUGUUUAACGGACAGAUCAUGAACACCUGGAUCGACUCUCUUCAGGCAUUUUUUCCUGGCCUGCAGGUUUUAAAUGGAGAUGUGGAAAAUGCCAUUUGUCUCCAUGCCUUCUACUAUGCAAUUUGGAGGCGUUUUGGGGCAUUGCCAGAAAGGUACAACUGGCAGCUGCAAGCUCCAGAUGUGCUCUUUUACCCUUUAAGACCUGAACUAGUGGAGUCUACAUACCUGUUAUAUCAGGCCACCAAGAAUCCUUUCUAUUUACAUGUCGGCAUGGACAUACUUCAGAGCCUUGAAGAGAAUACCAAAGUCAAAUGUGGCUAUGCCACACUCCAUCAUGUUGUAGAUAAGUCCAAGGAGGACCGCAUGGAAAGUUUCUUUCUCAGUGAAACCUGCAAAUACCUUUACCUGCUGUUUGAUGAAGACAACCCUCUGCACAAGUCUGGGAGCAAAUACAUUUUCACAACUGAAGGUCACGUAGUGCCCAUAAACCCCAGCUUUAGGCAGAAAACCUGGGAAGAACAGGUCCCAUGUCAGGAGUUCACCAAGGAACCUCCAGCCAACAUCAGUAAUUGUGACCGGAUACCAGAGGAGCGUCGCUAUGGUCUUCCCUUGAAGAGUGUGUACAUGAGACAGAUUGACCACAUGGUUGGCCUUUCAUGACCACAUCACCGACAGCUGGAGUUUAGCACAAAAUCUCAAACCUCUGGAGAGAUUUAGCAGUGUGGCCAAACUGAGAACUUUUUUUUUUGUAUUAUUGUUUGUUUGCACAAGAACCUCAUAGGAAUCAUUCAGCAGCUCAAUGGUCCAGCACCUUUGCCUUGUGCUGAAUGGUUAGUUUGGUUCAACCUUGACAUUGCUGCAUUAGUGCAAGCUUCUUUUACAAAGAGAUACUUCAGGGGAUUUGCAAAUCAGUUAAUUUCCUCAGUAAUGUUAACAUCAUUAAGAAUGAGUUGGCAUUACAUUUGACCAGUUGGUAUUUUAAAAAUUAGGCUGCAUUCCACGACUUAACACACUUCUUUUUUUUUUUUUUUUUUUUUUUUUGUCAACUUCACUCUUACCAUUUCCCUGUCUGUUACCUUCUUAAGGGCUAUUAAUAUAUUUAUCUCAAGUGACGUUUCAUCAUUCAUGUAGUUUGAGGGAUCAUCAUUCAAUAUCAGUAUAGAUUUCAACUCACCCACUGUUCUUUUUCAAACAUGCAAAAAUGACAAAUCAAACUAGUUAGAAAGAUCUCUGACCCUUUACAUAGAUCUGUAAAGAGUCCUGCAAGAAGCUCAUGUGACUUAGGUUGUACACUUCUGACUCAUGAGGGGAAGUCUCUGAGAGAGUGAUUAAUAAUAUUAUUUGUAGCAUCAUAGUUCUGUAAGAUUCUUUCCAACAUUUGUGGUUUUUUGUUUUUUUAAUUAUUCAGGGCUGACUGGUGCUCUAGGAGUAGCAGUGUUCUUAUUCCGUGAUAUAUAACCAGUAUUUCAGUGCCAAAUUUUCUUGUUGUAAUGGACCCUGGACAGUUCAGAUGUUCUGAAAAGCUUGCACCAUGUGCCUUCCAAAAACAUGCAGCAAAUGAAACUGUUUACAAGACCUUCAUUCACUCAGCAAUACCUUGUUCUUCCAUGCUCUUGCUGAUGAUUUUUAGUUUGCAUUGUGUUGCACAGACAAGCUGAAACCCCCCACUGCAGCCAAUUAAGUGUCUUUUAACCCUCCCUCAGUUUAUAUUUCUUUUGCGCUGCUGCUGGUAAUUUUGUGACUCCCCCCUGGUCAAGUCUCAUUUAUAUUCAUGAUGAUGGAAUAGCAAUGUCAUGGAGCGAGCAUGUGCCUUAUACAACUCGGAAUCUCUGGAUCAUCCUCAGGAUCAACUUUUUUUCAUCAUGUGUUCAUACAGUGCUAUUUACUAUCAAAGACUGAUGUGAAAGUUGACUAAUGUAGCAACUGUGUGAUAGCUAGCCAUCGGUAUUGGUAAAGACAUCAAACUUUGUACAGAUUUGUGAUUUUCAGAACAAAGCCAUAAAACAGGAUGCGGGGAUUUCUUAAGGGGCUAUCGAUCAACACUUAUUCAGAGAAUCAAACUUCUCUAAUGUUGUAGAUGUAAUUUUAUCUUGAUUUUUAUUUGAUUUACUUAAUGGUUGAUUUCAUUGUAAUGAUUCUGUGACCAUUACUGGAUGGUGUGAUGCAUUAUAUAUGUGAAAAAUGUGUGAUGGAAUUCAUAUGUGAGGUUUCAAACUGAAUUGAUUAAAUGUGCAAUGAGAUUUUAAGGGCUUCAGGAGUUCCUGAAAGUGGUAUGAUUUUUAUUUUUUAAUGCUAUUAAUUUAAAAAAAACUAUAGAACAAUGAUUGUUUUUACACAGGUUGACUAAAUGAGAAGGUUUUGUUUUUUUCUCUUUUUAUUUGGGAGGGUGUUUUGGAUCUACUCAUCCGCUUAUAGAGAUGGUCACUGUCAAUCUACACUACCGUUUAAAAGUUUGGGGUCACCCAGACAAUUUUGUUUUCCAUGAAAAGUCACACUUAUUUCCCACCAUAAGUUGUAAAAUGAAUAGAAAAUAUAGUCAAGACAUUUUUCUGGCCAUUUUGAGCAUUUAAUCGACCCCACAAAUGUGAUGCUCCAGAAACUCAAUCUGCUCAAAGGAAGGUCAGUUUUAUAGCUUCUCUAAAGAGCUCAACUGUUUUCAGCUGUGCUAACAUGAUUGUACAAGGGUUUUCUAAUCAUCCAUUAGCCUUCUGAGGCAAUGAGCAAACACAUUGUACCAUUAGAACACUGGAGUGAGAGUUGCUGGAAAUGGGCCUCUAUACACCUAUGGAGAUAUUGCACCAAAAACCAGACAUUUGCAGCUAGAAUAGUCAUUUACCACAUUAGCAAUGUAUAGAGUGUAUUUCUGAUUAGUUUAAAGUGAUCUUCAUUGAAAAGAACAGUGCUUUUCUUUCAAAAAUAAGGACAUUUCAAAGUGACCCCAAACUUUUGAAUGGUAGUGUAUAUGAAGGUGGUAUUCUGGCUGAUCAACUUGUGAUAAAACAUCUCUCUCCUGAUGGGAGCGUUGUCUUCCACAAUGAUGUCCCCAUGCACAGGACAUGAGGGCUCAUUAAAUGGUUUAAUGAGUAUGAAAAUUAAGUAACUCGCAUGCUAGGGACUUAAGUUACCACAGUCACACAAUCAUCUCAAGCCAGUUGAACACUGAUGAAAGACUUUAGACUGGAAUGUUAGUGCUAAAAGAAUAUCUAUCUUGAGAAAGAAUUGUUCAUCCUUCUAGUAUAGUUCCAGAGAUUUGUAGAAUCUAUUGUGAUGGUGGCCCAAUACGUUACUAACAUCCUUUUGGUUGGUUUUGCCUUUAAUAGGUCACCGGUCUGUAUAUUAAAGAGCCAGGACUUUUGCUGGAAUUGAAUGGCAAUUUGUAGAUUCUUAAAAACUUCAAUUAAAGGUUUGAAAACAAUGGAAUGUGAUUUGGUUUAAGUGUAAUUUACAGGGGUGUUUUUUGUUUUGUUUUCCAUGACCCAAACUUUUGUUUAGUGACUUAAAGUUGUUAAAAAUCUUGAGUUCACCCUGUUUGUUUACUCUGUUAUUGACAAGACUCAGGGAAAUCUUUAGUGCUGGCCUGAUUAUAACAGUUGUCGCAGGUGGUAAAAUAAACGUCAUUCCAGCACACA
Neoarius graeffei (lesser salmon catfish) is the source of this 4989-nucleotide messenger RNA. It is a transcript of the gene edem1, whose product is annotated as ER degradation enhancer, mannosidase alpha-like 1. The record is from RefSeq and is a predicted model, not a curated record. Gene Ontology annotation, cellular component: membrane; endoplasmic reticulum. Gene Ontology annotation, biological process: endoplasmic reticulum mannose trimming; mannose trimming involved in glycoprotein ERAD pathway; carbohydrate metabolic process. Bases 143 to 2020 code for a protein of 625 amino acids. NCBI's taxonomy places the organism in Eukaryota, Metazoa, Chordata, Actinopteri, Siluriformes, Ariidae. The transcript is spliced from 12 exons. Gene Ontology annotation, molecular function: mannosyl-oligosaccharide 1,2-alpha-mannosidase activity; calcium ion binding.